Messenger RNA from Paramuricea clavata, 3532 nucleotides. The record is from the annotation of a GenBank genome assembly. NCBI's taxonomy places the organism in Eukaryota, Metazoa, Cnidaria, Anthozoa, Malacalcyonacea, Plexauridae.
AGAGAGAGAGUACUGCGGCCAUGCAUGUUUAGAGUAUGAUCAUGAGUAUAAAAUAUCGUGAUUUUGUUGGCUUCUUACUCGAUUCAAUAAUAGUUGAAGGGUCUUGUAUAGAAGGGUAUUUAAUAAAUGUAUAUAAAUUUCCACUCGAUAAUUUUCAUCUAUACAAGACUUUUCAAACAGGGUCAGCCCUGCAAACCAGGCACACAUAAACAGCCCCUAAAUCAUGCGAUACUGGCCUGGAUCCAACCCUCACAAGUUCAGGUUGUUUGGCAAGGGUUGGAAUGUUGGGAGCUUUACCAUUAUAAACAGCAAAGCCAUAAAUUCAAGCCAAGUAUUUAUAUAUUGGUCUAUUGCAGCAAUAAAGCUAAUACAAUCAUUGAAUCAUGAAAUGUAUUGUGAUUUUCAGCAGUACAAAAUAGAAUCGAAAAAGCUCCUCCUUUAUUUAAUUUUUAUAUCUCAAUAUAAAAUUCAAGCUGCAAAACAUAAUUACUCAAAGACAACCCAAAAUAUGGUAUUAAAUUGCAAAUGGCAAAUACAUUUUUUACAGUACAUAUAGAAAACAUAUUCACUUAAAUAAUACGAACUGUCACGAUAUACUGUACAUGUAAGGUCCGUUUCAUGUGAAAAUAAAUUUCCUUAUUUCCUUGUUAUAUUCUUCCAACUUUCAAACGUAUUCUUUGGCCCAUAUUUCGUCAGUGUAGCUCUAAAUGUCAACAUUUUCAUGCUCGACGAAGCUAUCUAGACGCCACCACGAAGGAGCACUUUCAAAUUUGAUUUUGAAGUCGUUUUGUACGUUUCACCUUCAAUUUUAUAUUCAGCACAAUCGUAGGAAUUUUUUUCAGUACCAGAGAACGAUUUUGAGCUGAAUAAACCGACUUUUCUUGCAAAAAUUCUCACUUUAGUAAGUUACAGCGUCAAAAUAUAAUACAAUUCUAUCAUAGACAAUGGAAGUAGGAUGGAUUGGAAUGCCGGCAUACAUCAAAGGUCAAUGUUCGCUCACGCGGAAAUCUUUGCAAGUUGGGCAAAGAUCAUUUCCGGUUAAAUUGUAGUUUACAGCGUGGUGCUUUAUUUAUGGCAGUAUAAAGUGUAUAUCGUCGAAUUUUAUAACUAGUUCUUUUUCUAUGCCAGGAGCAAAUUGUUGUAUAGUUGAUUGUCCAACAUAUGCUUCAAAAACUAGGUAUCCUGCCCUUAGUUUCUUUAAAAUACCAAAGGGAAAAGUACAUGAAGAAUGGCGAAGUCAACUUAUUCGGAUAGUCAAUAGAAUUGACAAUGGCUUCAAUCCGGAUAAUGCAUUCAUAUGUUCUCGUCAUUUCAAGGAAAGUUGUUAUAAAACAGGUACGUUUGUUGUUAAAUGUUAUGACAUAUUUAUGAAUAAAGUUAAACCAUAUAUUUUGAGAAAAUUGUUAAUGUUUAUUUAAUAGGUAAGGUUUCAACACAGAGAAACCGAAUUGUAUAAUAUUUGAAUAGAUAUUCAUGCCAAAAGAGUAAAAUAUAUAGCUUUCUUUAAGUAUAUUUGAUAGUCUACUCAUCUUUUUAUUAUGAUUCCAAACAAUUUAAACGAGUUUUGCCGCCAUAUAUGCUGUGUGUAAAUAUUUAUACAAAUAUUAUACAAUUUAUAUCUCAUAUAUAUUGUCUUGUACUUCUGUGCUUUCAAGAGUUAUACGAGGGGAUAUAUAAUUCUUAACUCUAUAGUUUAUAUUUGUGGAAUUGUGGUGACAUAUAAAUGUUAUACUUUUAUAUGACUGUAUUCAUAUUCAUUGAAAUAGGUGAAAAGGGUCAGAAGCGACUUAUUCCAGGUUGCCUCCCGACAGAAUAUUUGCCGAAAAAAAGUAUUGAAAGCAGGAAAGUCCUGCCAAGAAGAACAUUGGUUCGAGAUUCUUCUGAGACUGAGACAACCUUAGAUGUUUAUAAAUACACUGAACUAAGUGACCUAAAAAAAGACUUUAAACAUAUCAAGGCCCCAUGGACUGUUUUAAUUGAAAACAAUUUAUCCUGUAUUUUUGGUUACUUGGCAGAAAAUGGAAACAUUAUUCACAAGGUAACCGUGAACGAAGCCUUAGAAUUUGGUGUUGAAUCGUCUUCCUUAUAUUUGCCUGACAACCACAAGAUUUAUGAAAAGUAUAAACGCAGUGUAGCUAAAGUGAGAAUUCAGUGGCUGUUGAUGGAAAUAAAACAACUUACAUUAUGCAGUGGAAUUAGAGACAGUGACUUAGUAAAGAGCAUUACAAGUAAUGCUGACAUUGAAAAGGGUUUUCUAUUUUCUAUGGAUUAUGGCACAGCCAAUAGGAAUGCGGAAAAUACUUCCUGCAUCAGAAGCUGUGAUUGUGAAAUUUUGCUAGAAGAUACAAUUGGAGAAGAGUGUUGUAAGUAUUGUAAGCAAGCUGGUGUAAAGUUGGAAAGAAAGGCAAAAUCAACUGAUAUGACUGUUGAAAAAGAACUGCACCCCAACACCCCACUCAGUACAGUUUCCAAAGAUAAGCUAAUUAAAGAGGUAAAAAACACCCGGAAGAAAGAAAAACAAUUAAGGAAAAUGGUGAACAAUUUAGAAGAAGAGAUUCGGCAAAAAGGAACUUGUCUGAAUGAUGGACUACACAAUGACUUUUCAAGGAUCAUAUCUGGCAUUGAAAAAGAACUACCAGACGAUAGUUUUGAAAAGCUGUUUUGGCAGGAACAGAAAAAGUCUUUUCAGAAAAAUCCUAAGGCAGUGAGAUGGCAUCCAAUGAUGAUAAGGUUUGCUUUGCAUAUACAUCUUAGAUCCCCUUCAGCUUACAAAGCCUUAAGAGAAAGCAAUGUCGUUAAAUUGCCUUGUGAACGAACACUAAGGGAUUACACAAACACUGUUCACCCAAGUACUGGCUUUCACAAGGCUGUGUUUGACGAUUUGAAACAUCAAGUAGAAAAGCUAAAUGACAUUAAAAAAUAUGUUGUUCUUAUGCUGGAUGAGGUAUCAAUAAAAGAUGAUCUUGUAUACGACAAAGUAACUGGGGAGUUAGUUGGCUUUGUAAACAUCGGCAAUGAUGUCGAUGAUUGCCACAUAAUUCGAAAUAAAGAAGAGAGCAUCAAAACAGCAAAUGUUGCUACCCAUGCUCUUGUUUUCAUGGUGACAAGUAUUGCAUCUCGUUUGAAAUUUAGUUUGGGUUACUUUGCAACAACAACAGCUACAGCAGAUCAGUUAUUUCUGCUCAUGUGGAAAGCUGUGGGACUGCUUGAAACAUAUGCUGGCCUCAAAGUUGUUGUGGUUGUGUCUGAUAAAGCUGGCCCAAAUCAGCGACUGUACAGCCUUCAUGAUUCUGGAGAUAAAAGUACUUAUCGAACAAAGAAUGUAUUUGCAACUGAUGAGCAGAGAUAUAUCUACUUUUUUUCUGACCCUCCUCAUCUCAUUAAAACUGCCAGAAACAACUUGGCCAGUUCUGGCUCAGGAUCGAACACUAGAAGAUUAUGGAACAAUGGGAAGCAUUUACUUUGGAAACACAUAGUUGAUCUUUAUGAGGCUGAUCGAAAGAACAAUUGGUGCGAACAAUGCCUAAGCUAA